AUGACUGCCUUGCAAGAAACAAGUUCAGAAGACUUAGGUUUCAAGCUUUCGACUAAGUCGGAAGGUAUUCGCCUUUUCAAUGAUACGAUAGAUUUUCUGGAGGGAGAUAAAAAUGAUUUGAAUCUAUUAUCAAUUGGAAACUUGACGGGAUAUUUUGCAUGUUCCAAUAUAUCGUCCAUAGUUUUGGAUAAGCUCUCGUUGCUUGAGACGGGAGAUGUUGCGGAGGGGCAUGAAAUCAGACGAAUUGAAAACUUGACCAACGUAUCGCAAUUGGCGUUCAACUGCGAUGAGUCGAAGCUUUAUGCGGUCAUAGACGGAGAUUUGAAAGUGAUUGAUGUGAGUCAGUACGAAACAUCCGAAGUGGGUCCUGAAAUCAUUAAGGAAAUCGAAAAUAUUGAAGAAAGGUAUAUUCAGGGUGUCAAGGUUAUUCACCCGUCGCCUGGAUCGCCCGAUUCGGUUGCAUUAAUUAAUAAUUCUGGUGAAUUAAUCUUGAUUGAUUCAGGAGUUGCAAAUACAUUGCAAUCUGGUGUUUCUUCUUUUUGUUGGGCUAAAAAUGGAGAAACGAUAUAUUAUGGCACUUCUUCAUCUGCGGAUGUAACAGCUGUGUCUGCGAAUGGCGAAGUUCUUUUUAAAAUCGAGAAUUCUGCUGUAUCUGACCCAGCGGAGGUUAGCUUAGUUAGUAUCGCUGAGUUGGAGUCGAACUCUAAGUGGUUUGCUGUUUAUGAUAAGGGAGAAGGCGAACCAGAUGACCACGAAUACCAAAUCUAUAUCAUCGAAAAGGCUGAUGACCAUAAAUAUGAAUUCUAUGAAAGUGACAUUGCACCACCUUUUGGGUCAGUGACCCGCUUUGGUACCUAUUACUUGCUGUCUUUAUCUAAUUGGUCUUCUGGACAGACAUUGGUAUUUGUUACUUCGUCAUUGGCAACUGAAGUCAGCACCCUUUUUAUAAAUGCCGAAGGAAAGAUUGAAUCUGUCACUCAAUUAAAUGACUCUGAUAGAGCACAAUUUCCCAUUAACGAUGAUACUGGUGAUGAUGCAUCGCCAAUUGGUCUUGGUCUUGAUUUGACUUGUCUAGAAUCUGUUAUCCCAGAACCAUGUAGUGGAAUUGACGAGGCGAAAGGUACUCUACCAAAGCUCUGGUGUUUAACCCAUGAAGGAACAUUAAUAAGCUGGUGGGUUUUCGAUGUCCACGGCUUGAAAAAUGGUAAGGUAAAUCUACAAAGAGCGUUCGAUUAUUUAAAACAGGAAAUAGUUGGCUCUUUUAAACCAUCUGAAAAAAAAGAAAAUAAUAUCAACACGAAGUUUUUGAAUCCCAAUGAGUCCGCUACGUCUAGUGGUGAGAAUCCAGAACAGCCUAUAAAUCAACCCUUAUCUAAUACGCCAAAUGACAAAGCUGGCUUCGGUACAUCGGCAUUUGGUACUUCCAAGGUUGCAUCCUCUUCAUCAGGCGCUGCUUUUGGCUCAACUGGGUUUGGAUCUAGCUCUUCUGGUUCUGGUACGGGUACUAGUACUGGAUUUGGUUCAACCGGCUUUGGCUCAUUUUCUAAGCCCUCUGAAUCUUUUGGUUCAACCGGCUUUGGGGGAUCGAAAAAAUCAUCUGAAUCUGGGUUUGGCUCAUCGGGCUUUGGUUCAUCUAGUUUUGGUACUACCGGUUUUGGAUCCAGCACUUCUGGAUCAAAGAAUGAUAAUAAGUUUGGAACUACCGGGUUUGGUUCAAGCACGGCAAGUUCGAACAAUUUCAAGUCAGCGGGUGGAUUUGGAAAGUAUUCCAACAAUAAUACCAAUUCACAAAAUCAAAGUUCUCCGUUUUCGAGUUUAGGAAAUAAAGAAAGCCCAUUUGCUAGCGUUGAUAAAGAAGAAUCUCCAUUUGCGAAAUUUGGUAAGGGAGCUCAAUCUACAUCCGAAAAUAAAUCAGAGUCUCCGUUUGCUAAAUUUGGUAAACUUACAACCGAUAAUAAAGCAGAAUCUCCGUUUGCGAAAAUUGGUAAGGAAGCUCAUCCUACAGCCGAAAAUAAAGCAGAGUCUCCAUUUGCUAAAUUUGGUAAACUUACAACCGAUAAUAAAGCAGAAUCUCCGUUUGUUAACUUCGAUAAAGAAGCUCAAUCUACAUCCGAAAAUAAAUCAGAGUCUCCAUUUGCUAAACUUGGUGAGGAAACAUCCACAAGUGAAAAUAAAACAGAAUCACCCUUUGCUAACUUCGAUAAAGAAGCUCAACCUACAGCCGAAAAUAAAACAGAGUCUCCAUUUGCUAAAUUUGAUAAGGAUGCUUCAUCAGAAAAUAAAGCAGAGUCGCCAUUCGCUAAAUUUGGUAAAGAAGCUCAACCUGCAACCGAAAAUAAAACAGAAUCUCCAUUUGCGAAAUUUGGUAAGCCAGAUGCCACUUUUAACAUAACUCAAUCUUCUGAUUCGAGUAACCAAAGUGUCACUUCUAAUGAAGAGACUUCAUCUGAAACUCCAAUCGAAGAGGAAAUUAAGGUUGAGACCCUGGAUUUAUUGUCGCCCCUGAAUAAUGAAAUUAUUGAAAGCAAAGAUAAGGUCGCAAGUCAUGUAGGUAAUUAUGAAGAAAAACAAGGAUCAUUAUUCAAAAGUUUACAAAGAAAUGCAAUGGGAGCUGAUAAGCAAUCGGAUUCUGAAACGUCAAGUCCAGAAUCAAGUGAAUCUGAAUCUUCGGACGAAUCAGAUGAUAUUGCUGCAUCGAAACCAAAAGAUAAUGUAACAAAUCUUCUUGAAUCCAUGGAUAUAAAGUCCAAUGAUGAGCCAUCUAAAUCAGGACAUUUACAUGAGUCUACUACCAGAAUUGACAGGACUGAGAACUCUGGUAUUACGCCUUCUUCUGGUGCUAAGAAGCAAGACAGGAUUGACUCAAACCAACAAACUUUGACUCCUCCUUCGCCUCUCGAGUUUUUAACAUUUGACGGUAUCCGGGGACCUGUUAAAAAUGAAUCCAACAUCGUAUCAAAAAAAAUUGUUGAUGUUUACAACGAAACGUGUGGUUAUUUGAUUAUCAUGGAGAAGAAUGUACAAAGAUUGAGUAAAUUCAUCGACGAUCAUAAUACAACGGUGCAUAGGCCCGAUCCCAAAAGAUCAUUGGAUACACCGAACUUAUGGAGAUUGGCAUCUAGUACUGAUUUAAAUCAUAUUAUUGAUCAAGUUAAGCCUGUAUUAUCGAGUGUUUUAAAUUCAUCGCAUGAUUUAGAUUCUUCCUUAACUAAUUUAACCGCAAAAGUCGAAGAAAGCCAAGUACAAAGGGUCAAGAUUGACAAAUUGUUGACUCAGUUAUCUCUUUUCAGCAAAGACUCAAACUCAUUAGUACUAACAAAGCGCCCGUUGGAUUUUCAUAAUGAAUCAUUGCAAAUGUCUUUGCGCCAAAAAUUAAGAAGAGUGAAAGACUUGGAAAAUGAACUUAUAAGUAAAAUGAUGCCUUUCAAGGCUAGAUCGCGAGCAGACGAAAACAUCUUAAGGAAUUUAGAAAAGGUUAUAUUCCAAAUGAAUGAAAGCGCGUAUGACCACUUGAAAGAAAUCAAUAGCUUGUCGGUGGAAUUGUGUGAUUUAAAAUUACAUAGCGAAAGCGAUUCAGAAAUACCGAAGAAUAAUCAUAAACAGCAAAGCAAAAUGGCUUCUGUUAAAUGGAUUUUAAGUAAGGAAUUGAAGAAUAAUAACAAUUCCUCUCCUAGACUUGUUAGUCUUCAAAGAAAAUAA
Debaryomyces tyrocola is the source of this 3699-nucleotide messenger RNA. NCBI's taxonomy places the organism in Eukaryota, Fungi, Ascomycota, Pichiomycetes, Serinales, Debaryomycetaceae. The record is from the annotation of a GenBank genome assembly.